UUCAUUCAUCCACCCCACUAUCUCCCUCCUCACCCUCCGCGUCGGCCUCGCUGAGCUCGCCACCAGGUCCGCCUUCACUCUGCCGCGUCGAUCCCCCGAGAAACUCCCGUAGCACCGUUGCCUGUCAGCCAAGGAGCAGCCGACACCCGAUUCGCGUCCAGGAGCAGGGUGAUCUCCUUCCUUCUACCGGAAAUUUACGGGGCUAGGUCGCCGUCCUCGCCUCCUUCCCCAACCGAGCGGACGGCCGCGACGAGCCCCUCGACGACCGCUUCCUCCUCUCGAGCAGGAUCCGGAGCCGCGGGCUCCUUCUUCCUCCUCGACGUCAAGUCGCCGUUGCCGCUGGCCGAAGCUCCGUGCCGGCCUCCCUCGCCCUCCUUCGCCUCUGCUGACCUCGGAUUUGAGCCCAGGAGAAAAAAAAUGACAGGGGUAAAUCAGAAACCACACCCUAGGAGAAAAUCAAGAAAGGUUCAACAGCCAAAGAAUUCACCCAAGGAAAAGCUAAUGAAAGAGCCCGCUGGUCAAGACACUGAUGAACGGAGUGAUCUUCAAGUGGGAAGUGUUGUAGAUCCUGUUCUACCCAGUGCUAAAUUUGAACCUGAACCUCCUACUGUUCCAUUGUUAACUGGAGACAGUGCAUGGCUGUAUGCGGCUCGUGGUCUUGACCUUUCUUCUGGCACUCUGCCUGAGAAUUUGUGCACCGGAGGCGUUGUAACUUCAUAUAUUAUUGAGCAAGUUCCCAAAGAACAAUCACCAGACACUUUAUGUCAAGGGUCUUUUAAGUUUCAACAUGAUAAUGGUGGAACUGAUUCUAUUAGGUGCUCAUUCAAAUUUGCGAAGUCUGUAAUUCACGCAAUGGAAUUAUACUCUGCAGCAAUUCGUGUCUCAAGUCCAGGUCUUGGAAAGAUAUAUUUCACUACAUAUUGUGUUCCUUUGGCUUGCUAUAUCGUGGUGUAUGAACCGUUGUUACAUUAUGAUGAUCUUCAUCAUAACAAAAAAGCAGAAGAUUCAAUCUGUAAUUCCAAUAAAAUUAUAAAAAAGAGGUGGCUAGCUAACAUAAGGAAUAUUUAUGAGGGCCUCGAUUUACUUCACUCAUUGCGCAUAAGUCAUCCUUUGACAAAUAAGGUGUUUAGUUACAUGUGGUGCAAGACAGAGGACGGAUCUAUUGGAUCUGUAAAGUUAAUAGGUGCAAAUGGAAGCAUGCAAACAAUGACCAAACACAAUAAUACAGUGAGUAGAGAGCGAGAUGAACGUGCGGGUGUUUUACAUUUCCUUGAGAAACUUCGUAUUGCGGAGUGCCCUGAUUAUCCGUCAUUCAGAUGGCUUGUUGAAAACAGUGUUUCUGCUAAAGCGAUUCUGGGGCAUCCACUGCUUACUAAAUCAGACGAGGCCAUAGUUGAUGUAUAUUACUGGUUACACGAGUCCGUGUUAAGCCUAGAUGGAAAUCAACGCAGUAUGUUGCAGAAUGAUCUGAAUGCCAAAUUCCCUACUUUAGCAAAUACUUGGAGAAACACAGUGAAGUCAAGUACUGCUUUUGUGGGAGUGAAAGUUGCUAAGUACUAUGAUGAUCUCUUGGAUCUACUGUGCUUUGUCAGGAAUUAUAUUGAACACAAGCGUGACGAAGCGUUAUACAUUUAUUCACGUGUGAACCAUAAGAACAUUGUCGUCGAAUUAUCAAAGGCAUUCCCGACAUUCUUGGCCUGGGUUUACACCUAUAUUAAACUUUUUUGAAAAAGAACUUGUUACUGAAGAAACAUUUCCUCUCUGUGAAGCUGGUGGGGUUAUGUAAUGAGGGCUUCAAUGGCUGGUGGCUCAGCUCAUUCAAGCGUUUAGUGUUCAGUUUAAUUGGGGGUUUGCUUGGAAGUUUAAAGAACAUUCAGUUGGCAGCUUCUUGGUUCAAACUGUCCCUAAUUUGGUCUACAUGGAACUAAGAGUGUGGUAAGAACUACAAAGUGGAUUGACUCUGCAGUAGAAAAAAUGAAGCUCUAUUCAGUCUGAGCGAGGUCUUUUCGGGUUCCAAUUUUGAUGAGACAUAGAGAUGGCUCCUCGGAGACAGAAUCCAUGUUAUGGACUGUACAACUGUGGAUAUACUAGUGUAUUGGUCACAUGGAAUUAUUAGAAUCAAGGCCAGAGUCAGGGACCCUAAGGAAAUCCCUAGAACUGCAAUUGAGGAAAUAGUGGAGGGUGGCCCUUUACUUGAUGGCAUGUUGAUCAGCAACAGGGAUAAUGUCUCUAAAGGAGGGAAUAUGACACCAAAAAGACCAAAAGGUGGCGGCUCAGAUAAUGCAUCUGUUUCUAAUGGCACUUGUACUAUGAAUGUUGAUGGAGUUAUCUCUGGUCAGUUCAGCUAGUAAGUGGAGAUAAUAUCUGUUAUAGAACAAGUGGUGAUCCUAGAGCAUGGCCGAAACUUUACAAUCCCUAUUCUUAUGUAGGCAAGUUCACACACGGCAAGUUUUACUAUUAUCAAUGGAAGAAGUUCUGAUAUGUCCACCACUGAGGCCAGACCAGUAGGCCAUAUGGGUUGCUUCUUGAUUCUAACCACGAAGAAUUUUAUUUUGUUAGGAAGGGUUCAUUUUCUCUCUUCCGGUGUUUGAAAGAUCUGGAGCAACUUAUUUAUGGUUCUUCAGAUGAAUGGGGGAAAUCUCGGUGGUGUUGGAAUGAACUUACUGGACGACAUAUCUGACUCUGGAACCCUCAUUGAAGUCCUUAGGUGCAUGUGCCAUGUAAACCAUCUACUGGGGUGAUCUUCUGCUGCAAUAUAUUACGAGUCCCUCACCAGUUCUGUUAUAUCAUCUGAUUAAAUUGUUACUCAGAUAUUAAAGAAACUGGCUAACGUGUUUGCUCACCCCAUUCACAAACAUGGAGGCAAGUGCCUGUCGUGCCCAAGUUUAGGCAAGAGUGGCUGCACAUGUGGGGUCUGUUGAAGUAUAUGUGGAACCUACAGUUACUCCCUCCGUCCAGGUGUGUAAGUCAUCUUACGAAAAUCAGGUAUUCCCAAAAGUCUUAGGCACAACACAUUAAAUUCCAUCCUUGUUUUUAUCCCAGCCUUGUACUGCUGCCCACGAGAAAUAUGCAUGAUAGGAAGAGGAGGUGCCCGCAGAAGAAUGACCCGUGCAUGCAUCGCAGCUGGGCGUUGAUUAGGCAAGAAGUUGAUGACAGUCUUGCAUGCGUUCACGUAGGUGGCCUGAGAGAGCUCAAACAGCAUCCUAAUAAGUAGCAAAUCAAUGCUGAUUUUGCUUCCGCUUAAAACAGCGCUGUGAUUGGAAGUUUUUCUAGUUGUGGUGCUGCUCCUCGUCCAAUCUUAAGCCACCUAGGUCGCGCUGCUCCUUCUAAUGUGACUUAUUCACCUAGACGGAGGGAGUACUAUCUUUCCAUAAAUUGCAAUCAAGAUCUACUCCCUGGUUGGCUGUAUUUGAUGUGAUUGAGAGCUUCAUGAAGUGUUUGAACACGAAGAUCACCAUACAAGAAUGAAUUGAAGAAAGUUUGUGAUUUAAAUUCCGUGUUAUUUGUUCAGGCUACAUAGAACGAUGUUUGAGUGCUUUUGAUCUAUUCUCAGUUAUUUGGUUGGUGUCGGUGGGCAGGGCUCAAAUUUCAGUAUGGGCCCACCAAGUACUAGUUGAGAUUUCAGAAGGAAGGCUUCAUGCAGGUUUGUGGCGUUCAGUUGAGCUCAGCAACAUCUCGCUGCGCGAGAAUCAUGGUCGCCAUUUGGUGGAUCUUAUGAGUAUGCUGGACAUAGCUGUUGCAUCUCUGGGAGUCAAAGACCGUUAUGUAGAGUACAAUGCUGUCAGGUGCCACCUUCUACUAGAAAUGUAGCUCAUCUUCAGAAGUAGGACAAAUAUUCUUGUGUUGAUAGGUCAACUUUUUAUCUGCACGUGCAAACUCUUAGGAAUUUCCCAAUUGAAAAACUUUAUGGAGAGGUGGUCCUGUUGUGACUUGAUUCUGUUCUUCUUUUGGAUCCUCUAGGAUUAUUUAGUUGCUCACUGAAAAGGACACUGUCAACUAUCAAAUACCUGUACAAAGCAGGAGGGAAAGUUCUUCUAGUUACCAGUCCCCCAGUCUGUUAAUCCAGUGUUCAAGUCAAUCAAAUCUUUUGCAGCUAACUUAUCCAGAACAGCUUCUUUUGUUCGUUCUUGAUAACUGAAAAUAAUCUGUCAUAAAUGCUGAUAGUCAGACUAUAUGUCAGCGCUUCUUCAAGUAAAGGUCAUCCCGGUGGAUGGUGUCCCUUGUUUAACAUCAUGUAAGAAGGAAGAAUGGGUGCAGAAUGAUAUUAUCUUGUUUGAAAAUCUUUUGAACUUCAGGGGAGAAAAAUGCAAACUGCAAUAAUUUUUCUCAGAAGCUAGCGUCAGGUGCAGCAAUCUUUGUCAAUGAUUCUUUCUCAUUGUCUCAUAAGAUUCACGCAUCAACGGUUGGCAUCACUCGUUUCUGCUAUGCAUCUCUUGCUGGUUUCCAUUUUGAGGAGGAGCUUAUGCAAUCGCUAAAGAUCAAUGACACCACAAGGCGCCAUACAUAGCAAUAAUUGGAGGCAGUAACUUCUUGAGAAAGGCACCUGCACCGCAUCUGUUAGCCUUCAACGCGAUGGGUUGUUUCUUGUUGGAAAGUUAUCAUUUCAAAUAAUGAAUGGCCUUGGAAUUCCAGUGUCCUCCUGUUUGCUAGAAAAAAAUGCAACCAAGGAAGUGUUACAACUUAUUAAAAUAGCCCAUAAUAGGAACAUUCCUAUUUAUUAUCCAACAGACCUGUGGUGUUUGAACAGCAACAAUAAUGAACAACUCGAAAUAUUUGACUCA
This is a messenger RNA of Triticum dicoccoides, 4781 nucleotides long. RefSeq lists its product as uncharacterized. NCBI's taxonomy places the organism in Eukaryota, Viridiplantae, Streptophyta, Magnoliopsida, Poales, Poaceae. The coding region runs from base 418 to 1728 and encodes 436 amino acids. The record is from RefSeq and is a predicted model, not a curated record. The transcript is spliced from 14 exons.